Molecule: messenger RNA, 1984 nt
Organism: Girardinichthys multiradiatus
Lineage: Eukaryota; Metazoa; Chordata; Actinopteri; Cyprinodontiformes; Goodeidae
Product: neurexophilin-1
Exons: 2
Coding region: 219-1115 (298 amino acids)
Molecular function (GO): signaling receptor binding
Source: RefSeq, a predicted model, not a curated record
UCCCUUCACACUGACAAUCAGAGGUGAAAACGCCUCCGUUGUCACUGCUGCGCUAGAAAACGGCAGAUGUCUGGAUGAGCUCUCCUGGAUGAACCUGAGAAGAUCGUACUUUCCUCCGGACCACCUCCCUCACUCCUUAAAUCUCCUUAAGUUUUAUAGCUGAUACCGACUCAGUUGGUAGGAGAUUCCUUUGUUUCUUUUUUCCCGUUUUGGCUGAAAUGAGAAGAUCAGAGGCAACUGACAUGAGAGGGGACGCUCCCCAGAGAAGCAUGAAGACCACAUGCCUGUGGGCCGCUGCUGCGCUUCUGUCACUCAUCUCUCUAGCGACCAGCGCUGAUUCACCCAACUCAGGAAAUCCAGAGUUGAGACAGAGCUCCAAAUCCAAAGUGAAGACCUACUUGACUGAAAGCAACAAAGCUGUCUCCAUCAGCCGUCUGCUGUCUCAAACCAUCUAUGGAAAGGAGAACUUCACUUCAGUGGAUCUGAAUUACGAUGAGGCAGACUCCUAUUCCAAACAGGAGCAAUGGAACUGGCUUUACAACGUUUCAAUGCCACGUGAUCCUCGAUCUCGGACAAAAAGAAGGCCUAUUGUCAAGACUGGGAAGUUCAAGAAGAUGUUCGGCUGGGGUGAUUUUCAUUCAAACAUCAAGACUGUGAAGCUGAACCUUCUCAUCACAGGAAAAAUUGUGGAUCAUGGUAACGGCACCUUUAGCGUCUACUUCCGGCACAACUCGACCGGUCAGGGCAACGUUUCCGUAGGGCUCGUCCCUCCGACAAAGGCAGUGGAGUUCCAAGUCCACCAACAAAACCAACACUUCCACCACCAUCACCAGCAACAGCAGACAGCCCUGGAGACCAAGGACACCAAGCUCUUCAACUGCAGGGUGGAGUACGAAAAGGUGGAGAAGGGCACCAGGAAUUCGCUGUGCGCCCACGACCCCUCACAGAGCUGCCCGCAGGAGCAGACCCAGAGCCACGUGUCCUGGCUGUGCUCCAAACCCUUCAAAGUCAUCUGCAUCUUCAUCACCUUCUACAGCACCGACUACAAACUGGUGCAGAAGGUCUGCCCGGACUACAACUACCACAGCGAGACCCCCUACCUCCCCACCGGGUGAUCACAUGACCAAACAGGAAGCGAGAAAGCAACAGGCCCUGAGCUGCUUCAGUGUCUAACUUCAGACUUUUUUUAAAUUACAACAGACAUAUUCUUGUGACAAGACUGAUAUGGCUCCAGUGAGGAAUUUCAGCCUGAGGUCAUUGUGAGAGCGUUUAGAGAAGCACUUCUAGGCUUGCAAUACCCUUAUUAUAUGCUUAGCUGCUUACUUGGAAAGGAAGCUCUCAAGCCUACUGUGAACGUAUGCUUGUUGUAUUUAUGUAAAUAUUCUAGAUCCCACACACAAAAACAGUUUUAUUAAUGUUUUUCUCCUGCUAAUUUACUUGUUUAUGUUGAUGGUGCAUUUCCGUCUCAAUCAUGCUUCGUGUCUUCUUCAAUCAAUCUCUGGUAUCUUUGCAAAUGCAUAAAUGUCAAUGCAAAUAAGAAGAAUCUGUCAGUACGCGUUAGAGGGCGUAAUGGAAAAAGCAAACAUAUUUCGGGUGGUGUUGAUUUCUGCAGUAUGGUUCGUUAGAGUGAGUAUACCUCUCUGAUAUCUUUGUCGGACUCUCAUCUAUGUUCAUGCAUGAACCAAAUGUGGUGAACAGUAAAAUAAGGCCCAUUUAUAUUGUCAUUUUGUUGCACCUGUCAAAAGAAAUCUUCGUCAAGUCUCGACUGUGACAGGAAACAGAGAACAGUACUUUUGGUUUAAUUUUGUGUUGUGUGUUUGGAGGUUUUGACGCGACACUGGAUGACACCAUGGAGGAGCUCCAAACAGAUCAAAUAUGUUGCAAUGAAUAAAUAAAAGUUGCAGAAGACAUGUAAGAUGACAGAGAUACAGAAGGUUAUUUUCUGUGCAGUGCUUUAAAAAUAUUUAAAAAUAACUGUUCUAAA